UGGAGGAGUUUAACGUGGGACAAUCCUCACCGGAGCUCAGUUGACCUUCGAAGAGAAACAACAUUGUUCCAGUCCUUUUAUGAUGAUACAAAGUGUGAAACAUCAUUUCAUGGCCAUAUUAUCUGCUUUCCACCGAAGGAAGAAACGUAGUUUGCUGGGCGUGCUCGCUUUGUUCCUUUUUUGCUUGCUGUACAGCUAUGAAAGAGCAACUCACACCCAGUAUAAACAGGAUGGUUUCCUGUUGGUGCCAGAUUCCAGGUGUCAUGUCAACCCUCCAUUCCUGGUUAUUCUUGUGACCAGCGCCAUGAACAAGAAUAAAGCUCGUGCGGCAAUCCGGCAAACCUGGGGCAAAGAAACAACCAUUGGCAACAACAGAAUCGUCACCUAUUUCCUCCUUGGGUACAGUGCCCAUUACCAGCAACAGCUCCUGGACGAGAGUUUGCAACACAAUGAUAUAAUCCAGCAGAAUUUCACUGAUUCCUAUUACAACCUGACAACCAAAGUGCUGAUGGGAAUGGAAUGGGUAACUCGGUUCUGUCCAUCCGCUUCCUUUGUCAUGAAGACAGACGCUGACAUGUUUGUGAAUAUCUACUACCUGCAGGAGCUUCUAGCCACAAAGAAUCGAAACAACUUCUUCACUGGGGAGGUCAGGUUUAACCGCAGUCCCAUGAGGAGGCAAAAUAGCCAGUGGUAUGUAAAAGAAGAGGAAUAUCCGCACCCAACGUAUCCGCCCUUUUCCUCAGGAGGUGGCUAUGUUCUCUCAUCUGACAUUGCAAAGAAAAUUUGGGACAUUUCAGCUCAAGUUGCCAAAUUUAAACUGGAGGAUGUAUACAUUGGGAUGUGCUUGGUGGAACUGAAGAUCAUUCCGGUAGAUAUGUGCUUGAGAAAAGUAUUUUUUACCAGAAAGGUAAAGUUCCAUGUCUGUCGCUUUCGGAAACUGGUAACCUCUCACCGACACAGCCCCGAGGAGUUACUGUUGUUUUGGAAAGCUCUGAUGAAUUCUACCAGGAACGACUGCCCAACUGAGAGGAAAAAUUCAUAUUGAUCAGGAACAUCGUGCUAAUAAACCUUUUCUCGCUGCACAUGUUAUUCUAUUCCCCAUGUUAUUAAUUCACUGCGGAACAUAUUUUUGUUUGCAACAGGAUAUAACAUUUACCUGAUGCAUACAAUGGGCUAGCAAAACACACAGUCAUUGCACCUUAUCACAAGAUCAC
Molecule: messenger RNA, 1214 nt
Organism: Callorhinchus milii (elephant shark)
Lineage: Eukaryota; Metazoa; Chordata; Chondrichthyes; Chimaeriformes; Callorhinchidae
Product: beta-1,3-galactosyltransferase 5-like
Exons: 2
Coding region: 80-1045 (321 amino acids)
Cellular component (GO): membrane
Molecular function (GO): N-acetyl-beta-D-glucosaminide beta-(1,3)-galactosyltransferase activity
Source: RefSeq, a predicted model, not a curated record